AUGGCCAACCAAACCCCGGCCGUUGUCAUGGACAACGGCACGGGAUUUUCCAAGCUGGGUUUCGCCGGAAAUGAUUCCCCAUCGUUUGUUUUCCCCACCGCCAUCGCUACAAAAGGUGCUGCUGGAGGCGGCGGUGGUUCUGGCUCGGGCCGUCCGGCUAUCGCGAACAAGCCGUCAUUCCUUACCGGCGGCGCAGGCCCGAGCAGCCACCUAAAUUCGAAGCGAGGAACCGAGGAUCUCGACUUCUACAUCGGUGAUGAAGCGUUGAGUGCUGCAUCGGGGCCUGGAUACGGUCUUCACUACCCCAUUCGCCACGGCCAAAUAGAGAAUUGGGAUCACAUGGAACGGUUUUGGUCCAACUCAAUCUUCAAAUAUCUUCGAGUAGAGCCCGAGGACCACUACUUUCUCCUUACCGAACCCCCGCUAAACCCCCCCGAAAAUCGAGAGAACACAGCCGAAAUCUUCUUCGAGUCCUUCAAUUGCGCCGGCAUGUAUAUCGCUGUUCAAGCCGUGUUAGCUUUGGCCGCAUCUUGGACCUCGUCAAAGGUUACCGAUCGAUCGCUUACCGGGACUGUAAUUGACUCUGGUGACGGUGUCACGCACGUCAUUCCAGUUGCGGAGGGCUAUGUCAUUGGCUCAUCCAUCAAGUCGAUCCCCAUUGCCGGUCGGGACCUCACCUACUUCGUGCAGUCGCUGCUCCGGGAUCGCGGCGAGCCGGAUUCAUCCCUCAAGACGGCGCAGGAGAUUAAGGAGGAGUACUGUUAUGUAUGUCCCGACAUCGUCAAGGAAUUCGCCAAGUAUGACCGCGAUCGCGAACGGUUUGCGAAGCAUGUUGUAUCCCACCCUGGUGGCCGCCAGGUCAGCGUUGACGUCGGAUACGAGAGGUUCCUGGCGCCCGAGAUAUUCUUCAACCCCGAAAUCUACAGCUCCGAUUUUCUCACCCCUCUGCCCGUGGUUGUUGACGGAGUCAUUCAGCAAUCACCCAUAGACGUGCGGCGCGGUCUGUACAAGAAUAUUGUGUUGUCCGGCGGAAGUACCUUGUACAAAGACUUUGGUAGACGACUACAGAGAGAUAUCAAACAUCUUGUGGACGCUAGAAUUCGCGCGAGUGAGGUGCGGAGCGGGGGAGCCCGUAGCGGCGGUCUUGACGUGCAAGUCAUUACCCACAAGAGGCAGCGACAUGGCCCUUGGUUCGGCGGCAGCCUGCUAGGACAGACUCCCGAGUUCCGAUCUUACUGCCACACCAAGGCAGAGUAUCAAGAAUACGGACCCAGCAUAGUACGGAGAUUUGCCCUGCUGGGAGGACCCGGAGGCUCAUAA
Molecule: messenger RNA, 1320 nt
Organism: Ustilaginoidea virens
Lineage: Eukaryota; Fungi; Ascomycota; Sordariomycetes; Hypocreales; Clavicipitaceae
Exons: 7
Coding region: 1-1320 (439 amino acids)
Biological process (GO): Arp2/3 complex-mediated actin nucleation
Cellular component (GO): Arp2/3 protein complex; actin cortical patch
Molecular function (GO): actin filament binding
Source: RefSeq, a predicted model, not a curated record